UAACACGGUGUCUUCGCUGAUACAGACCCGUGUACUUGAUCCAUACAUGCAUUUUGUUUAUAAAUAUAUAAAUAUUUUCUUUGUUUGUAAUGGCUGAUGGAUCAGACAGCGAAGAGCCUUGGCCAGAUAACGAAGAAAAAUUCUACAAUGAUGCAAAAGAGUAUUGGUCUUCCAUCAAUCCCACCGUCGACGGCAUGUUAGGAGGCUUCGAAAAGAUCUCGCCAACUGAUAUCAACGGAUCAAAAGCUUUUCUUAGACCGUUUCUAAAGGUUGGAAAAGGCACCACAAACAAUCACAGAGCAUUAGACUGCGGAUCCGGAAUCGGUCGCAUCACGAAGAGGCUUCUUCUGCCCAUGUUUGACACAGUAGAUAUGGUAGAACAGUGUCAGAAAUUCCUGGAUUCAGCACGUGGUUUCAUAGGUGAACAGUCAUCCCGUGUUGAUCAGCUCAUAUGCUCUGGAUUGCAGGAUUUUACUCCCGAGGAAGGGAGAUAUGACGUUAUCUGGAGUCAGUGGGUGUUGGGACAUUUGACUGAUGAGCAUCUCGUAAAUUUUUUCAAGCGGUGUAAAAAGGGCUUGGCACCGAACGGAAUAAUGAUUGUGAAAGAUAAUGUGUCAGGUUCCAGUGAGACUCAGUUUGAUGAUAUUGAUAGUAGUUUUACACGCUCAAAGGACAGCUAUGUGCGAGCGAUGAUGAAUGCUGGAAUGACAAUUCUGAAAGAAGAGAAACAGAAAGGGUUUCCUAAGGGUCUUUAUUCUGUGUGGAUGUUUGCUUUGAAGUAACAUUUAUUAAAGUAACAUAAUUUCUUUGUUUUCUUUCUCUUAUUAAUUUGUUCAUUGUUGAGGUAAAUUAAUACAAAACAGUGUGUGUUGGCUAUUGUAAAUUGUAUAUGCCUUUAAGAUUUUAAGGUGAAUGAGAAAACUAAUGAACAACUUUUAAACAAA
Molecule: messenger RNA, 944 nt
Organism: Dreissena polymorpha
Lineage: Eukaryota; Metazoa; Mollusca; Bivalvia; Myida; Dreissenidae
Product: N-terminal Xaa-Pro-Lys N-methyltransferase 1-A-like
Exons: 2
Coding region: 90-782 (230 amino acids)
Biological process (GO): N-terminal protein amino acid methylation
Cellular component (GO): cytoplasm
Molecular function (GO): N-terminal protein N-methyltransferase activity
Source: RefSeq, a predicted model, not a curated record